AUGGCUGAACGAUCGUUUAGUUCUCGACCAACUACAUCGAGUUCUUUUAACAAGGAAGUUCCUUCAUUGUCCAAUUCAGAUGAUAUGUUGUCUCAGUUCACAUUGCCAAACUAUGUGGAACUUCCGAAUUCGUUUCAAAGUGUGGAUCCGGAAAACCUUCCAAAAAAAGUUCGAGGAGAUAUGGAUUUGACUGGAAAGCAAUUGAUGCCAUUUCUGUUCAAAGCAGCAGAUAAGCUGAAUGCAAUGAAAGAUAAACAGAUGUAUCUGUCACGAGCACUGUCCAGAAAUUUGAAUACGCGUCAUUGGAAUCGCCGUAUUUGGGAAGUCGGAUAUAGAGGCCCAAUUCUUCCGCAACAGAAAGCAACAGGUCGUCCCGAUUAUCCUGUUUCUGCAAACCGUGUCAAUAUUCUACGAGAACGACUCGCCAGGGAGCAAGUCGUUAUGAAUUUGCUCACUCGUCCCUAUUCUUCAGCUGAAGCUGAAAAGACAUAUUUGGAGACUCAAAAGAACGUUGCAUCUUUGGAGGAGUUACGGGCCAAAGAGUUCGAGAAUCUGGAAGCACAACGAAUGCCAGGAAAACCAAAGAAUACGGAAGGAUCAAAAGCAACAAUUAGAAAGAGAGCUAACGUUGGAAAUCUUCUACAUAGACACACGACAGUUGAAGACUCACUAGCAGCAUUGGCAGAGAGAAAAAGAUGGGACUAG
Caenorhabditis briggsae is the source of this 705-nucleotide messenger RNA. The transcript has 5 exons. Bases 1 to 705 code for a protein of 234 amino acids. Lineage: Eukaryota; Metazoa; Nematoda; Chromadorea; Rhabditida; Rhabditidae. The record is from RefSeq and is a predicted model, not a curated record.